AUUGUUCUGGAUAUACUAGAACCCAUAGGAUAGGAGUCUACAGAACAAGUGAAAUUUGGAGAAAAUGGCCUGUGAAUUUAAUUUGAACUUCCUUAAGGAAUUGGAACGAGAGGCUGUUUUGGAAGUCUUGUACCGUGAUGAGAUGGUGAGAAAAACAGAAGAGGAAAGAAUAAGGAAACUGAAACUGCAUCUACAGCAGCUUCGGUGGAAAGGGGCAAAAAAUGUAAGCCAUGAAUAUCAGGAGAGAUCUUGUGCUCGCUGUCAGAAACCUCUCGGGUUGUUGAUGAACAGAGGGGCAGUAUGCAAUGGCUGCAGUCAUCGAGUAUGCUCUGAAUGCCGUGUCUGCCUAAAUCCCUGCCUUUGGAAAUGCACCAUUUGUUAUGCUCAUGGAGAUGUUAAAGUAAAGGCUGGUGAAUGGUUCUUUGAGGAACGAGCAAAGAAAUAUCCAGGUGAAGGCAGACAUGAAACAGUUGGUGCAAAGCUCUUGAAAUCUUAUCAGAAACUGAGUAAAAUUUCUGUCGUACCUCCAACUCCACCUCCUUUCACAGAAUCAACAGCAGGAAUCAAUGUGAUGGUAAAUGAACUUGGAGAGUCUAAAAGGUUUAAUAAAUCUGUGGAAAACUUGUUUUUGUCUCUCACAACACAUAUAAAAAAAAUCUCAAAGUCUCAGAAUGAUAUGACUGACAGAUGUGUCCUAACCACAGACUUUGGGAAGAAUGUGGAAAGAAGGUGGCAAAGAAGGAGCCAGUCUGACACUGCCAUCAACAUUACAAGCAAGAUGAAAAGUACACCCAGUCUGCAACAGCUCAUCACUGGGGCCCAAAAUGACAGUGAAAUUUUGACAAAAAGUAGUUGCAAGGAGGAAGAAGACAUAACAACCAGUCCCACAAGCGAUACGGUUUUCUGUGAUGGCAGAAAACAUGGAAGUUUGUUUAGUCUUAACAGCACUUGCACUGAAUCUGGCAAUUUUGGCAAAGCUAAUGUCACAGGAGAAAUAGAGUUUGCCUUAAGAUACAUCUUCAAAGCUUACAUCUUGGAAAUUUGCAUCAAGGGAUGCAAGAACCUGGCUUACGGAGAAGAGAAGAAGAAAAAGUGUAACCCGUAUGUUAAGGUUUAUUUACUUCCUGAUAAAUCUCCUUGGAGCAAGCGAAAGACAGCUGUCAAAAAGAGCACAGUGGAUCCAGAGUUCAAUGAGACUUUGAAGUACAAGAUUGAAUACUCCCAGCUGCGAAGUCGGCAACUUCAGAUCUCUGUGUGGCAUGCGGGAGCACUCAAAUACAGGGUGUUUUUGGGGGAAGUAGUGAUUCCACUGGCAGCAUGGAAUUUUGAAGAGGACUCAAUGCAGUUAUUUGACUGGUAUCAACUCAAACCCAAGCUUGAAAAGCCUGAAGAUGAUCUUACCCAGUACAGCGGGGAACUCCUCUUGUCUGCAAGACUCUUGGUACCAGCCCAGUAUAAAAAUUUCCAUUUUGAAGGAAACAAAGACCAAGGAGUUCCCAACUGCCAGCUUCAGAUUAUGAUAUUUGGGGCUAAGAACUUGCCCAUGCUGAGACCUGCUGGAGUGUUGAACUCCUUUGUUAAAGGUUGUCUUAUCCUUCCAAACCAAGCAGAGGUAAGGCAAAAGUCUCCUGUCCUGAAGAAAGAAGCCUAUCCUCAGUGGAAACACUUGUUUGUCUUCGAUGGUGUGACCCCAGCUCAGCUACAGCAAUCAUGUCUACACUUGACUGUCUGGGACAAGUCAACUUUCAGCUCAAGUGAUCGAUUCCUAGGAGGAGCCAAGCUCGGUACAAAGGAACUGCUUGGCUCUACAGACCUUGUUUCUCAGUCAGUGCCCCAAUGGCGAGAAGUGCUCUGCAACCCAAACAUGUGGAUGGACUUUACACUUGUACUGCAUUCAAAUAAGGAAAACUUUAAAUCAUGAGAAAUUAUCACACAACUUUUCCUUCCCCAUUUGUGAUAUUUUAGACUUCCCCAGACUUCAGGUCUGGGGAAAGUAUGAUGCAAAUGAAUCCACUCUGGCUUUUGGGGAAUAGACUUAUGUAUUUGAAAGUGUGUGACAUUCUGAAUGUUUUAUUUCUUAAAAAGUAAAGGCUUUAACUUGUGUUUCUAGCUGGAGUAUAAGGUUAAUAUUGUUUCUUGAGGAGUUACAGUCUCAGUUUGAGAUGCAUUAUGUUGACAAAGCAACAGUAGCCAGAAAAUAUGCAGUUUUCCAUUUCUGGGCAUAGCCAAACUCUCAUUGUUUA
This is a messenger RNA of Manacus vitellinus (golden-collared manakin), 2243 nucleotides long. It is a transcript of the gene SYTL3, whose product is annotated as synaptotagmin like 3. Gene Ontology annotation, cellular component: plasma membrane; exocytic vesicle. The coding region runs from base 65 to 1921 and encodes 618 amino acids. The transcript has 15 exons. Gene Ontology annotation, biological process: intracellular protein transport; exocytosis. The record is from RefSeq and is a predicted model, not a curated record. NCBI's taxonomy places the organism in Eukaryota, Metazoa, Chordata, Aves, Passeriformes, Pipridae. Gene Ontology annotation, molecular function: small GTPase binding; neurexin family protein binding.